UUGUCUGAAAGGGCAUUGGAGCUCGAUCUCGGAGACAAAUAGAAUUGGAGGGCUUUUGGGAGAUUGAUUCGAUUCGGAUGAGAGAAAAGUGCUCUUAUUAGGGGCGUAGAUGCUCCCUUCGCCGUUGUUCGACCUUCCGGCGCUGUCCCGCUUCUUCUUCACUGCGGUGCUGCUGUUCGCCGGUGCUUUCUUCAUUCUCCGACGUGCCGCUUCCCGUUACUUCUUCGUCGGCGACGAUCCUGCCUCCUUCGUCGCUGAGGAGACCCGCUGCAGCCCCAUGGUCGUUGCUGGUGGACCCUGUGCGGUGUGUGGGGAGCCAGGGACGAAGAAAUGCUCUCGCUGCAAGAGCGUUCUUUACUGUUCACAAGUGUGCCAGGCCAAGCAUUGGGGAGCAGAUCAUAAGCAAAAAUGCAAGCAAAUUACAUCAUCAAAUGAUGUUACACUGAUUAGUGGCAUGCAUAAAAGAAAAUCAUCUGGGGUUAGUUCAAUAUCUUUGGUACCUUCCCAUGGAACUUGUCAGGUGCUGCCAGAGUCAAAAAAGAUUCUCUUCCCAUAUGAUGAAUUUGUGAAGCUUUUUGAUUGGGACAAGCCUGGAUUUCCUCCUUGUGGCCUUCUAAACUGUGGAAACAGUUGCUUUGCCAAUGUUGUUCUGCAAUGUCUAGCAUGCACUCGACCACUCACUGCCUAUCUGUUGGAGAAAGAUCACAGUAGAGGAUGUAUCAGGAAACGUGAUGAUUGGUGCUUCCUGUGCGAGCUUCAGAUUCAUAUUCAAAGAGCUAGUGAAAGCCUGCAUCCAUUCUCGCCCCUCAAUAUUCUAUCUCGAUUACCUAAUAUUGGUGGAAACCUUGGAUGUGGAAGACAGGAGGAUGCUCAUGAAUUUAUGAGAUUUGCAAUUGAUACGAUGCAGUCAAUAUGCCUGGAUGAGUUUGGAGGUGAAAAGGCUUUGAAUAUGAGCUCCCAGGAGACAACUCUUAUCCAACAUAUCUUUGCUGGUCAGCUACUAUCUCAGGUGAUCUGUACAAAAUGCAAUAAGAUCUCAAACCGCUAUGAGAAUAUGAUGGAUUUAACCGUUGAGAUCCAAGGUGAUGCUGAGUAUUUGGAAGAAUGCCUAGAUCAGUUUACUGCUGAAGAGUGGCUUGAUGGUGAUAACAAGUAUAAAUGUGAUGGGUGCAAUGAUUAUGUUAAAGCGUGCAAGAGACUUACUGUACAUCGGGCUCCAAAUGUCCUGACUAUUACUCUUAAGCGGUUUCAAAGUGGUAGAUUUGGGAAGCUAAACAAAAGAGUUGCAUUUCCGGAGAACUUAGAUCUGACUCCAUGUAUGAGUGGGAACCGGGAUGGUACAGAUGUUUAUACACUCUAUGCUGUUGUUGUCCAUGUUGACAUGCUAAACGCUUCAUUUUUUGGCCAUUACAUUUGCUAUACAAAAGGUUAUUGUGGACGCUGGUAUAGAAUUGAUGAUUGCAAGGUUAUGAAUGUUGAUGUGGAUGAAGUACUUUCUCAGGGUGCUUAUAUGCUUUUAUAUAGAAGGAAAAAUGUUCGUCCAGAGCCUUUUGCUAAGCCAUUGGAAGAGCCAAUGAAAAGGAAUUUAACUGAAGUGGAUCCUAUGUCUUCAAGUACCUGCAAUGGAACUGAUGAUGUUCACGAACUUACUGAUAUUGGUUCACAACCUUGCAUGCCAUCCCAUGCGAUAACUUGUCAUGCUUCAAUGUUAGGUGAUGCUGGAUCUGAGACUGUAUUGCCUGGCAAAAUUGAUAACGGAGAAGUAGAAGAGCUGGAGGGUGUGGUUGUGAAUGUUCAAAUCAAGGACAACAAUCAGUCGGUUAAUAAAGAUAUGACAGCUAUUAGUACUGACAAUCUUAUUUCAAGGUUAUCAGGAUUAGAAGUUAAUACAACAAAGGUUGAUGAGCUUGAGAGCUCAGAUUUGCAUGUUUCUAUCGAGGACCACAAACAGUUGGUGCAUGAAGAUACACCAAAUCUUCAAAUUGACUAUUCAAAUCUGAGUUGGUCAGGGUUAGAAAAUCUUGAAGAGAAGAAAGAUGCCUUACAUUUCAAGUUCAUACAGUCUGAUUCUGUUUCAUCAGUAAAAGUUCCUUUUACCUCUUUUCAAGCCAUGGAAUUCCAAGAACACUGUGGUAUCACAGAUGCUGCCUGCCACAAGAAGUACAAUGGGUCAAUUGACAUCUUGGAGAAAUCUACAUCAGAUAGCUCAUUUUGUAGCCAAAAUAUUAUCCCUGAAAUGGCUAAAACUUCUAGCACUUGCAGCUUUACAUCAGUCCCAGUUCAGCAACUUUCAUAUGAUUCGAUCCCCGAAAGAGUGCAGACAGAGGUAGGCAUUUUGCUGCCAAAUUUCAAAGAUGCAGCCACAGAAAGCCAAAACCUUGCUCUCUCAUGUGGAGAAUGGUUCAAGCAGAAAACCGAAGCCAAUGUUUGCUAAUGGUUUUCUUGAUAAGGUUAACAAAAGGAAUUCAAAAGUUCCUGAGAGUGGAGUAAAAGUGGGAAAUUCCAGAACUGCAGUUGCCCACAAGGUUACUGAUUGCUCCCAACAAGAUUCAGUGAUCAACAUGACACAGCAAAGCACACAUGAUGAUUGCAUUGGUUUGCCGUCACUAUCUGUAAUUGAUAAUGGUACUAUUUCCAGAUUGGAUUUGCCUUGCAUUUCAAAAGUUUCAUUGACUGCAUCUCAUGAGAAGCCACUUGAUAAGGACAAAAUUUUGAUAGAAGAUGUAGUUUGCAAUGGUCAUCCUGGCAAAGCUGACUACAUUAGGGAGCCUGAUUUGGUUUCUUCUUGCUUAAAUGGUGAUGUUAAUGUGGGAGUAGCUCAUCCCUUGGACAAUAAAGUGAGAAACCAACUUGAGAAGUCCUGUGAGGAACUGGCUGACAUUAAUCUGGAAACAGAAGAAAAACAAUCAGGUCAAGGUUUUCAUGUAUGUGACUUAAGCAGGAAGUCAUUUCCUGAAAAUAGCAGUGUUACCUUUGCCAAGUCUGAUUUGUCAAUCACAGGAAGUUUUCUGCCCAUGCCUCUUUACAAAAAGCCACUGAGCAAGGAUGAAACUCCUAGAAAAGAUUCAGAUGAAGCGAGCUUUUCUUGCAGUUCUGAUUACUAUGGUAAUGGAGGUUCUGGAUUGGACGCCUCCUCCCACUUGAAUGGUUUAUCUGCACAGUUCUGUUUCCAUGAAGAUUUACAUGAACACAAGUCUCAAGAAUUAGGCUGCAAGACUGAAAUUGAAACAAAAGAAACUGGUGAUGCUGCUUUGGCAUAUGGUACUUGGCUAAUGUCAGAGAACUACUGUAACAAUGCUUGAUGCAGAUAGUCAAAUCCUUAGUAUUUGUUUGCUAUAGUGAGCAGGGCAGUUCUUGAUAAUGCCCAAGAAGAAAUCAAUAUUUUAUCUGAUUAUAAUGCUGGGACCAGUAACCAUUCGGCCAUCAUUUAGUUCCUGGAGAUUGGAGUAGUAAUAGCCUAAGCAAGAAAGCUCUCAGGGGUUCAUGCUGGUUGCAGUAUGGUGGUUCUCGCAACUAAUCAUUCAUAUCAUGGAAGCUUGAUUUAUAGCGGUGGUGUCUUUCCUUUAUGAAAAUUUAUAACCAUUUUUUCAUGGUUCCACUUGGAAAAAGGAAACAUAGGAAAAGUGGAGGGGUGUCUCUGGGCUUCCACAAUUUGCAGAACCUCAGAUGCUCCCCUAAGGCCAUGUUAGUUCACAUUCUAUUUACCAUUUUUAUCUUUACGUUCUUGUCUGAAACAUUGACUAUUGUUCAACAAUAGAACAAUAAUCUUUUUCUUCAUACAAUAACAAUCAAGGUUAUUUA
Dioscorea cayenensis subsp. rotundata (Guinea yam) is the source of this 3801-nucleotide messenger RNA. RefSeq names its product ubiquitin carboxyl-terminal hydrolase 18-like. Gene Ontology annotation, molecular function: cysteine-type endopeptidase activity; cysteine-type deubiquitinase activity. Gene Ontology annotation, cellular component: cytosol; nucleus. The record is from RefSeq and is a predicted model, not a curated record. NCBI's taxonomy places the organism in Eukaryota, Viridiplantae, Streptophyta, Magnoliopsida, Dioscoreales, Dioscoreaceae. Gene Ontology annotation, biological process: protein deubiquitination. Bases 110 to 2434 code for a protein of 774 amino acids. The transcript has 11 exons.